Molecule: messenger RNA, 201 nt
Organism: Clunio marinus
Lineage: Eukaryota; Metazoa; Arthropoda; Insecta; Diptera; Chironomidae
Source: the annotation of a GenBank genome assembly
AUGUCUUCAAAGAAUUAUGAGGGAAACGUCGAGGUUCUUUAUGCCAUUGCGCAAAGAGCAUUAAAAGUGGAAUGGGGAAACAUUCAUACAUGUGCUGUUGUUAUUAUUAUUGUGAUGAUGGCCUCCCCCAGAUCAAAAAGAAUAAAAAGAAUAAGAAAAGAACUACAUAGAAAUUAUGAUCUGGCAGUGUUGGAUGCUUGA